Molecule: messenger RNA, 2144 nt
Organism: Schistocerca americana (American grasshopper)
Lineage: Eukaryota; Metazoa; Arthropoda; Insecta; Orthoptera; Acrididae
Product: serine-arginine protein 55-like
Exons: 11
Coding region: 161-1225 (354 amino acids)
Biological process (GO): mRNA splice site recognition; alternative mRNA splicing, via spliceosome
Cellular component (GO): ribonucleoprotein complex; cytoplasm; nucleus
Molecular function (GO): mRNA binding
Source: RefSeq, a predicted model, not a curated record
UUUGGAUGAAGCUUUUUCGACGAGCCAUUCGUGUGUAGUGAUUGGAGUUGUUAUAGAAUACAAUAGACUUAAAGCUUAUUAGUUUGUAAAGGUAACUGAUUUGUUCCCUUGGUCUGCAAGUUCCAACAUAUUGAUUGAAGAUUGCAGGCUAACUCUGAACAUGGUAGGCACAAGGGUAUAUGUCGGAGGACUUCCAUAUGGUGUCAGGCAGAAGGACCUCGAACGAUUUUUCAAAGGUUAUGGUCGAAUUCGUGAAAUUCUCCUCAAGAAUGGCUAUGGAUUUUGUGAAUUUGAUGAUUACCGUGAUGCUGAUGAUGCUGUGUACGAAUUGAAUGGAAAGGAAUUGCUUGGAGAAAGAGUCUCUGUAGAGAAAGCGCGUGGUACACCGCGCGGGAGUGACAUGUGGCGAGAUUGGAGUAGAAGUCGAGGCCCUCCCCCGCGAAGGCGGAGCCGCGAUCGGGCCAAGGAUAUGGAUGUCUAUUAUCAUGACAGGUAUGGACCACCAACAAGAACUGAGUAUCGCUUGAUUGUGGAAAAUCUUUCUAGCAGAAUAAGCUGGCAGGAUCUGAAGGAUUUUAUGAGACAGGCUGGAGAAGUUACAUACGCUGAUGCUCACAAACAGCGUCGAAAUGAAGGGGUGGUCGAGUUUGCGUCAUAUUCUGACAUGAGGAAUGCACUUCAAAAGUUAGAUGACACGGAACUUAAUGGCCGUCGUAUCCGUCUAAUUGAAGAUACACAUUCGAGUAGAGGCAGACGGUCCCGUUCGUCUAGUUCGCGGUCUAGGUCUCCUUCGCGUUCCAGAUCACGUCGUCGCAGCAGGACUCGUUCAAGAUCCAGGAGCCGUGGUAGUCGUUCAAGGAGUCAUUCUAAAUCGAAGUCUGUUGGUCGUUACAAAUCGCCAUCUCGUUCAAAGUCAAGAUCACGCUCAAAAUCAAAGUCCCGGUCAAAGUCAAGAUCACGCUCAAAAUCGGAGGAGCGGUUUGAUGUAAAGGCAAAAUCGCGGUCACCUUCAAGCUCGGGGUCUCGUUCAGAGACUAGACAGAGAUCCAAAUCAAGAUCUUUAUCGAGACCAGAGAUGGAGGAGAUGGAUGGUGAGUCUGGUGAGAAGUCUCCUUCAAGAUCACCCAGCAGGGAUGGGAGCAAAUCGCCUAAGUCCACCCGUGGGUCUGAAUCCCCCAAGAGAAGUGGUUCAGAAUCACCUGAUGAAAAAGCCGAUGAUGAGUAAGAGUUCAUUGCUGGUGUUCUCUUGUGGAGGAUGACAGUGCAGAUAGAGACUGUAAAUUUAUAUUCAGUAUUGGAUAUUGAAAAUCUGAAUAUUCCAGAAAAAAUUCCGCCUGUGAAAAUAAAGUUCCAGUGAGUGAUGUGCAAGUGCACACAGGGGAAGGUAAUUAAAACAAAAAUGACAUUAGGUAACCCUGGAGUGAGUACUGUACACAAAAGGGUACAAAAUGUGGUGUUUCUUGUGUAGUAUGUGAGCUCUGAACUGUUUCAAAGUUUGGCGUUCAGAAUUUCCCACUGCAAGUAAAUAUUCAUCAUGCAAGAGUGAACAGUGUUUUUACACAUCUAAGUGGUUUGUAAAAAUGACUUAAAAACAAGGAUAGCCAGAAACAGUUCCUCUCAUGUAAGGCCGAUCUUAAUGCUAAAAGAGAGAGAGAGAGAGAGAGAGAGAGAGAGAGAGAGAGAGAGAGAGAGAGAGAGAGAAUUUUACAAUAGAUAGUAUACUGCUUGGUCCUUUGCCCUGUUAUGUGUGAGCCCAAAAUAACUAAUUCUAGAAGCAUUCAACAUUAAAACAUUUACCUACUUCCUAAGUACAGGAAAAAUGUGCAGCAAGAAUGGCACUAUACAGGGUGUUUCAAAAUGAACAUACUGAUUUUAAGGCGAUAUAGCAUUUAUUACGUUCAACUUACAAUUGUGAAUAAUACACAAAAUGAAAGAGCAACUCCCAAACAAUUUUAUUUGUACACCUGUGCGCAAUGGGAAGAGUAUGGAAUGACAGAGUGACUGAACAUCGUGUUGAACGAGUGCGAGACUUUCACACUUACAAGGGGAGGCCGCCAAUUGUGAAAUUCAGAUUCGAUUCAUACUGCGCAUUAAUAAAAGCUCAUGGCCAGAGGUGUAAUGUGGCAAAGCACCAAGAUGCGCUU